AGGCCGACGGAUGGCUCUCCUCUUUUAGCUCUGCUGUGGAAUCCGCCUCGCCUCACCUCUGAUGUCCAAAAUGCACCGACCUCUUCCUUUCCUCCUUGUGAUAUAAUGAAAUCGGAAUUCUGCAGAGUGUUGAUGCAUGAGUUCAUCAAACAAUAUGCAGAGGACCAUCUUUGUAGAGACGGAUGCCACUGUGGAUGAUGCAGUGCUGCGGAAAAAAGAACAAAAAGAUGUUGAACUGGAUAAGAAAAUCACAGCUUUGCGGAAAAAGAAUGAAGCCCUUAUGAGAAGAUACCAGGAAAUAGAAGAAGACAGGAAGAGAGCAGAGCAAGAGGGAAUGGCUGUCACCUCGAGGAGAGCCAGGCCGGAGGGUCUGACCAUCACCAUCACCAAGGCCCAUCAUGAGAAAAGAGUUGUGAGUGAGAAAUGGGGAACCAGUUGCCCUUCAGCGUCAAAUGUUGGGAUUGGCAGUGAGGAGGAGGAAGAUGAGGAGGAAGCUGAUCAUUUGUUUACAUUCAGGAUGGGGAAGAGGGUUCAGCUGGCAGUUACCAUGGACAACAAAGCCAAGGGAAAACGUCUUGUCAGUGAAAAACGGGCAUCGGAUUGUCUUGUGAACCCUGCGGGGGCCCCUGAAAUUAGUGAAGAAGAGAUGGAUCAGUUGGUUGCUUUCCGCAGGGGAAGAAGAAUGCAGAUUGCCAUUACCAUGGACAACAAGGACCGGGUGAAUGAAAAGAGAACAGUGGAGAGGAGGUGGUCAGAGGGUGACAAGUACUCCGAGAAUGCAUUGAUCAGAAAAGAAAGAGGGAAAUCCCCCCUGAUGAAGAGCCCAGGAGACAAAGGUUGCAACCUGAUGGGGAGAGAGCGGUCAGAAUACAUGCGAUGGAAGAAAGAACGGGAUCAGAUCGAUCUUGAGCGUCUGGCGCGCCACAAGAAUGCAAGAGGAGAAUGGCGACGGGCUUGGGAUAUAGAAAAAUCGGAAUACAUGUUUGAGGAUAUUAAGGAUGGGGAACCAGCCUUGGAUUGUCCCCACAGUAAGAAAGGGGCAAGGAAUCCCCGCAAAUCCCAGCAUCGAUCAUUGCCUUCUGAAGGCAAAGGUGGAGGACAACAUAGAAGGAGCACCGGUGAGUCUGCCUCCAGGACUUUGCCAGUCAUGAGCAGUAAAGCCCGAGGGAAAGACAGACUGACAGGCAGAGCCAGAAGAUGGGAUGCCAAGGAAGGUGAAGAAAUGCACCUUGCAAAGGAUGACCAUAAUAAUCAGAAAUCCAGUAGUAAUGAAAACUUAAAGAGUCAAGCUAUGGCCUGUGAAGAAGCCAAGAAGCAUAAUUGCCUGGCCGGGUUAGAGAAGAAUGAAAAGCCACACUCCACAUCACAAGUCAAAAUAGGUGGAGUGAGCCCAUCUGCAGGUGAAGACAAGGGUGCAAAUGAACAAGACAGGAUGUGUCUUCCCCAAGAUACACCUGCAGUCGCUGUGGAAGAAACUGAGGCAGAUCCCAGCCUCAGUAAGGCAGUAACUGGGACUGCUCUGUCCCACAAGGGCAACUGUAUAAAUAGCCGCUCUCACCAGGAAGGGAACACGGCACAGGCUUCUGGGAGUGCCUUUGAGGAAAUCAAUUCCACUUUCCAUGAAGCUGGCUUAGACAAAAAAGCACUUUCUGAAAGGAACCCUAGUGCAGAAAACCUCAGCACGUUGCCAGUCAAGGCAGAAGCAGGUGGUGGAAGCCGAGGAUUGUCAGCUGUAAGACAAGUGGGAGAGAUCCAAAUUGCUGCUGUCAAGAAGCAAAUAAUCCCUGUGAAAGAAAAUGAUGCCCCUGCCUGCCUUCUACAUAGGGAGGAGUCCAAGUCUCUCAGUAAAGAAAUGCUAGACAGAAUGAAUGAAUCUGUACAAACAGGGACAGAAAUGAGGAAUAAGGAACAAGGCCAACCUCAGCCAUGCAAUGAAGAAACACAGAAUUAAUAUGCGGUAGAACACACUGGCUCCCAAGAGGCUGAAGUUUCAAGUCAAUAGUAUUGAUCAGGAAGCUCUUGCAGGACAGCCCGCACAAAAGGACCGAACCGGCAAGUAGACAUCACUCUGCACUGGCACUCCAUGGCAAGUGCCUUAGGAGCCAGUGAUUAAAUGGCACUUUUAAAUGCAUAAUUAAUUCAUAAAUGUAAGGUCUGGGGCAGGAGUCAACUGGCUCCGGAAAAGACAUUUGGGUCCUGUGCGCCAGCAGUGGGCAGAGCUGUUCCCACUGCUGAAAUGUUACUCCAACAUGUUUCCUUGGCCUGGAGCCAUUCACACAUGCAAACACAGGUACUUAUUGAGCAAAUAUGGACUUUUUUUAAUCCUGCCCCCAAAGAGUAAUUUUUGGAAGAUGGUAAAGAAUGAAAUUAUGGCUGUUGUAGGUGCUGAUAUCUCCUUAGACCCACUGCUAUUGUUAUUUGAUUAUGUUAAAGAUAUUGUUCUAUUUAUCAUUCUAUAAUUACCCAUAUGACAGCAAGCUAUAGGUUGAAAGGAAUUAAUUCUCCAACAAGAUGGCUGUGUAUGAGGGUUUGGGAUUUGGCCUCAGUAGUAACAUUAACUAAUGUGAUUAGAGGCAGAGAAGGACAAGCAAUAAAUCAUUUUAACAGAAAGGGAAUUCUAUUUUAUGUUAGAACAAUAAAGUUCAGGAUUCAGUGCAACUUUAUUUAUUCUUAGGGGCAAUUUAAUUGGUAUGAGUUGAAUCAUGUUUAUAACUUGUCUUUGUUAUUAUCUGUAUUUAUGAAUCAGUGUAAAAUGAAAUAUUUUGUUUUCUCUGUGGAUAGCUUCUCUGUAGUAGCAGAAAAAUACAUAAGUAAAAUUAUCCAAAAACAUAAAUAACACACACACCUCCCGUUUUCUUUCCUUCUCUCUCACUCUCUGUUUCUCUUUCUCUCUUGCUGGCUGGACCAAAUAGGAGUUGGAAUCCAAACCUUCUGGAAAGUCAAGGUUUCCCAACUUUGCUUUCCAGCCUCAAACUGCUGGAGCCUGAGAUAUUUGAAUCACUGCUUUCUCCCAUGCCAAUUUUCCAGGCUUUCUAAACAACAGAAGUCCUUCCCACUUGUUCAUCACUAAGGACAAUUAAAUUGCAAGCAUCAGGACCUUUUCUACAGUGGCCCCAUGGUGCUGGUAGAAGUUGACCUCUGGAAUCCAUCAGAUCCCAUAUUUAGGAAAGCUCCGAAGAGGCACUUGUUUUCAUUAGCCUUCUCUUGAGUGGUGUUUUAGGCUGAUGCCUGUUUCUGUUUAGCUAUGGACGUUAGAUGUUCCUUAGUAUUACACUUGGUGUUUAUUUUCUUUUAAAAGUGAUUUUGUGUGUUAUUAUUUUAUGGCUAUGUAAGCUGCCUCGAGAGGGUUGUACUCUUAAAGAGAGGCCUAAAACUUUUAAAAUAAAUUAAUAGAAGGGCAGUUUUUAGGAGGAUGCAAGUCUUCCUGGGGGGCAGGGACAGCACUGAGGGCAUUGUGAACAAUGGCCUGCUUUGCCACCCCAAACCUGUACCCAGUUCUUGAGCCUACACUAAACUUCUCCCCUAACUUAAUCAUUACCUGUAAUACAAAUGUUUCCCUAUUAGCAAUGCAUUUUUUUAAAUAUUGGGCAAUGCCCAACUAAGCAAAACACUAGAAAAGAUUCCUUGUUUAAAAUGAAGAAGAAAGUAUGUGCUAACCAGUGCUCACUGUGGAGGAAAAGUUCCCUCUGCCAUCAUGACAGCAAGAAAAGAAAAUGUGUGGGAAGACACUCAGGGACAUGAGCAUGAACUCCCUCUUGAAAGCUCUACAUGUUCCUAUAUUCUGUUCUGCACAGGCACAAACUCGUAAGUGGAACUGCACAGGGACUGUAAUACAAACCAAAAAAGGUGUCUCAACCAAGGUCACUCUCUCAGAGCAGAGAGGUGCCAUUCUGAUCUCUAAAACACCAGCUCCCAGAGGCAUUCGGUUGCUAUAGAUAGGAGCACAACAAGAAUAUAAUCCUGGCCCUUGAUGCGUGUGAUCCUUCUGUUGACAUUCUCUGAGCGAUUGAUUUGUUGGGGGGGUGGGGAGGGAUUGAAAAAGUUGCAGCCUCUGUCGCCUUUUGGGGACAUUUGCAUCAUGUUCAUCACAGUAUCCGACCUUCGAGGUGGUAAGCAUCUGGACUCAAUACUGUAGGACAAAAUCCUGGCCUGGCAAUCAGAACCCAGCUGCUGCUUUAAUUUACUGCUUGGUAGUCUCUUUUGGGAUUCUCAUUUUGAUGUUGGUUGGUUUGUUUGUUUGUUUGUUUGUUUGUUUUCCAGGACAGCAUGUUAAUAAAACAAGGCUGAAUGCAAAAGAUGAUGAGCACAUUCUCCCCCUCUGACAUUGUCCUUCAGGACCUGGCCUUCACCCUUCAGCUUCCAUUUAACACAAGCCACUGCAGGAGAUCUUUGCCUGUGUAGGAGCCAGUCGUGUCCUGAAAUUGUCUGUUCAAUUUUGGCAUCACUCACACAUAGCACAUCUCUGUGCCAAAGGAAGAAAACCCUAUGAAAAAGCAGCCUUCCGAGGAGAAAGGAAAUGCUGACACAUUUAUUUAACACUUCUCUUUGCUUCCCUUCCCAUGGCUCUGGGCAUGUGACAAGCCACGCAUUAUCUAAUGUAUGCACUUUAAUUUAUUUAAUAACUAAUUUUAUUUAAGACAUGGGUUUGAAGAUAUUUCCCCUUCUUUGGCCAAUGAGACUGUUGCUUCCAAAAGGAACAGGCAAAGCUUACAGAGCCUGGUUGUUUGCUUGAUUUUUUAUGGAUGAUUGGCCAGCUAGAAAUGAUUAUGAAGAUAUAACUGUCUGCUUAGUAAUAAAGGUUUGACUGAGGAUACAGUAAAUCUAGGAAGCAAGGAAGUUAUAUUGUGACUUUGUCCAAGUGUGACAGUGUAGUGAGAAGGGACCAGUGGUAAAGAAGGUUAAGGGCUACAAUUCAUUAAAGUUUCCCUAUUUUUUUAACUCCUGGUAACUCCUGUGACUAUAAUUAAUUUCCUAGUUUAAUACAUGAAUGAAAGUACCCACCUCCACAGGUAUUUUCCUCCUCAAGGUGUAGCAUUACCCAUAUGAGAAAAGAGGGAGGGUGGGGAGAUUGGAUUUUGGAAAAAAGUCUCUUUAUGGCUAUGCCAAGGGUGAUUGUGACAUUGGAGCACAGCCAUGUAAGAACAGAAGAAAAUAACAACUUGGAUGUAGCAUCUCGAUUCAGAGAAGUGUUUUUUGGAUUGCAAACGAAAGUGGUUGAUCGACUAAGACUGACUUUUAUUUAGCAACAUGAUGUGACAUUGCAAGCCUUGUAUCAUUUCAGUUACUGGCCUGCAGGGUUCUCUUCUACUGAUACUUCCGUAAGGUAGAAUGGAGUUUUGGCAAGGCAUUAUCCUCUCAUUUCAAGGGUAUUGUAAAGACCAGUAACAUUUGAGCAUGCAACAGUAAUCUUCUACGAUCCAGCUAUAUGUGAGAAAUACUCUGCAGAGUCAACUCCAUGUGACAAAAGUUCUGUAUUGUGGGUUCGCUUCCUAAAUUGCAGUGGACACAGACAAACCAGAGAUGAGCAUUGGUGGGGCUUAUUGGUUUCAAUGUGGAUGUUACGGGUGUACUUGGCACCCUCUCCCAUUGAUGACCAUGGGGUUUGACUCCAAAUCAUUUUUAACUUGUUCAUACUUGAUCCAGUUUGCAAAUGACAUUAAAUCUUUCAGGAUGAUGAAAGCCCCAGUGAAUUGUGAAGAGAUCCAAAAAGAUCUCUCUAAACUGAGGUCCUUUGAGGCAAUAAAAUGACAAACACAAUCCACUAUAAAAUGUAGAUUGGGACUUUGCCCCCCUCCCCUCCUCCCACCAGCAACCCUAACUUCACAUAUACGCAGUUUGAGCUAGCAAUGACUAACCAGGAAACAGAACUAGGAAUUGUUGUCAAUAGCUCAAUAAAAAUAUUUAUUAUUCUGAAUAGGAUGAAUACUAUGCUAAAGCUCAUUAGAAAAGGAAUUGAAAAUAAAACUCCUAAUAUUCUAAUGCCAUUAUACAAUUUAAUGGUGCAGCCAGACUUUUUAUACUGAAGACAGUACUGACGGUCAUACCUGAAAAAGGAUAUUGUAGGGAUGAAAAAACUGUAAAAAGGGGGCAAACAAAAUCACCUGAGCAAGUUCUGCAUGAAGAAAAGGUACAAUAUUUGGGGACAGGUAGAAAAAGGUGAGUAAGGGGAACAGGAUAGAAAUGUACAAAACUAUGCAUGGUGUGGAGAAAGUGACUAGAAAGAAGUGUUUCUCCUGCUUUCAUAAUAUUAGAAUGUGGACCCAUCCUGUGAAGCUCAGCAUUUUCAGGACAGAGAAAAGGAAGAAAGUCUCUCUGUGCCCAUAGUUUAACUAUGGCAUUUGCUACCACAAGAUGCUGUGAAGGUCACAAACUUAGAUGACUUGAAAAGGAAACUGAAUAAAUUCUAAGAUUAAAUCAGGAAUCGAUGGCUAAAGAUUAUGGCAACUGUUUUAUGCUGCCUCCCAGUUCAAAGACUCGGAUCAGCCAAAAGCAUCCAAUAAUUCAUCAAGAGAACCUUUUUCCCUGGCACAUUACAUGGAAAAAACAUGACAAGGAAAAACGAACUUGUUGCAGUAAAUUUCCCAGAAAUCAGUAAUGCAUGAGUUGAUCCACACAGUAGUUGUGGAGUCCAAGAGAAUGGUUACUGUUGCCCUCUAGAAUUACAUUUGUGACAAUAUAAUAUCAUACAGAUAUAAUUACCACCUAGUUAAAGUAAAUUGAUAAACUCACUGAAAACAUUAUAGAAAGCAAAAGUGUUAUAAGAAAAUGCAGCUCAUUUCUGAUAAAUUUUGCAGAAAAAGCCACAUUGUGGCCCAAACACUUGUCUGGAACAAGUUCUAUAUACCUGAUGCACUGAUGAUAGGAAAACAUAGUAUUUAGUCUCUUUCAUUGUUUUUAUGACAGACAAAAUCUUUUCCUAACUUUUGUCUGGGAAGGAGAUUUCAGUACCAGCAUUCUGUCAUGUUAGAACUGCUUUUUUUUCUUUUUGGCAUUAAGGAAAUACAUACCUUUGAUGCAAGAGAACUGGAUGGCCCUGAUCUGCAGCUGACCUAUAUUUGCUUAUAAUGACAGACCUUGGUUCCUUAGAGAAAGUGCAAAAGAAAUGUUUCUAAGGAUGGAUGGUGGUGGUUAUUUUUGCAAGGAAUAUCUGUAUUUCUCUUUGUAAGAACCUAAGAAGGACUCUGCUGGAUCAGGCUAAGGCCCAUCCAUUCCAGAAAACUGUUCUGCUAUCCAGAUGCCAAAAGGAAGCACAUAAGCAGGAUGUGAAUGCAAUACCCUAGAUUUCCAGCACCUGGCAUGGUGAGGCAUCCUGGCCCAAAACUGCAGGUAACAUAGAGUCAUCCGUAAUCUAACACAUCUGAUCUUCUCCACUGAAGCAAGGAAACACAUGUUGAGUGUGCAAUGCAGUGAGAUCUAUUUGGCCUUCCUAGGAAUAAGUCCUACUAGCCGAACUAGGCAAUGUGCUUUAUUGUUGGCAAGAGUGAGGCAAAACACCAUGUUUGGCUUUAUUAAAUUAGUAAACUCAUAGGAAUGUGUUUUGGUUUUGCCACUAAUUCAAGUGUGAACCACCCAGAUGGCCUCCAUUCUAGAUAAUUAAUUUCCCACUAGCUGUUCAGGAAUGGUUUGCUGGUCCCAUAGAAGCAUGUUACCAAGAAAACAGAGAGUGCAAUGCAAAUACUGGAAGUAAUCUUUUAUAGUGAGGAGAACCAGUAUUGGCUUCCUGUGGAAAUAAACAAAUAGACUGUUGAUCAGAGGUAUUCAGAUUUAGAUAUCCCUGACAUGAAAGGCUCAAUUUCUGCAUCUUAUAAUAUUCAGCAUAGAUUGGUUAGCAAGCACAUAAAACGAAUUACUAGUUUACAAAGUUGUGAUCUCAUUGAAGGAAAAUAAGCACAAUCCACAUUUAUACCCACUGAAUUUUCAACAGGAUAUAACAUGCUUAAAUGCUUGGGAUCAUGCCCACUGCUGGUAGUACAUAAUUUGCUGCUGGUACAUAAUUUAACAUGAAUGUGACCAGAAUUUCCACCAGUUAUUCUUCCAGCAUAACAUUAGCUCAUACUAACAGUGUUGUGUGAAAAGCUUGAACCCACUAUGUUACCUCAUUUGCAAGAAGAUUUGCCUUUCUAAUAUGCUCCCUUAAUUUCCCCAUUAGUUUACAAUUACUUAAGGAAGAGGAAGUGUUAUUCAGUCAUUUGUUACUGGAUACUAAAAUAAAGUAGAAUCUAAAACAGCCUGGGGGUAGGAGACAGUGGUAAAAGGCACAAGAAGCACUGGAAGAUGGUGCCUACUAAACCAAUGACCCUUGUAUCAACUUCCUUUUCAUCCCACAAAACUAUAACAGUUUUAUACAAAUUCAACUGCUAUAGCUUUUUCCAAAUGAACAUGGGAAUUGUAGUUCCCUAGGGAAUUACUAUCGAAUUAGUUUAAGCCUAUUAAGUUGAUAUGCCCAUUGAAGAAGGGUCUGUUAUCAUUAACUUAGUUUGAUGGCAUUUUGGAGAAAUGAUAGUGAUUAAUGCUUGUUUUCUACAAUAUAUGUGAGAUGGUUGAGAGGUGAGAGAAAUGGUUGAGAAAUAUUGGGAUUAUUUUUAUUAAAUAAAUGUUGUUUGAAGAAAAA
Messenger RNA from Varanus komodoensis (Komodo dragon), 8611 nucleotides. It is a transcript of the gene CCDC9B, whose product is annotated as coiled-coil domain containing 9B. Lineage: Eukaryota; Metazoa; Chordata; Lepidosauria; Squamata; Varanidae. The coding region runs from base 137 to 1951 and encodes 604 amino acids. The transcript has 14 exons. The record is from RefSeq and is a predicted model, not a curated record.